AAGAUCACGUUAUUUGGCAGUCGUGUCGAGUGCCUCGAGACAGGGGGACGGGUUACGCGACUCCGACGCGACGACAGCCCAUCCUCUUAUGCAUUCCCCAGCCUCGGUUCUACGGUCGGAAACCCUUCAUCCAUCCAGUUCGAUUGCCUAGACCUCUAUGGCCCUCACUGUAUUUGGCGGGCGUCCUCCGGCCUCCAUCAUCGCGCAGCUGUCGGAGUCAUGUUCCUCAAGCGAUGCUGACCGCUUCGACGGCUUCCCGAUCGCAAGAUGGCGAGGACGUUGUUUUAUCGAGGACGAGCGCCUCUGGAUGAAGGGAUCCCGGCCGCCGAGACAUGGAUUAAGGACCAUGGUGUCUUCCUUCGCGAGAUCAACCAAGGCCGCCUGCGACCUGGCCGCCUCUGGGUCUGUCGGCGCUGUGACGAGAAGUUCGCUAUCGAUACUAUCUACUCUGUCGAAGCCACGAGUUCAGCAAGUGCCCAUCUCGAAAAAAAUGCACAAGAUGGUCGCCCCGAGCAAGCAGGUCGACAGCUCAGAGUCGGAACCGCUAUUCUGUCCUUCGAAGAGGCCGCGAUACGCGCAGGUCCCACAAGUCCGGGAGAUACAAGAGCUUCUCGUUGGCCACAUCGUGAAUGCCAGCCAGCCCUUUGGUAUCGCAGGUUUUUUCUGGUUGGCUGACCGUCAUCCGUCAUCCGGCUGACGCACAGGACCCCUACAUUGGACCCCGACAAAUCGAAGGUCCCUCGAUGGCUCGGCCCUGCGACGAUUGGCUUAGGUGACGCCACAAAGUACGGGACUCGUGCCAUUUUUUGAAGGGGUGAAAUGCGCUUGUCCUUCAACUUUUUACCCUGGCGUUUGCCCUUCCCUAAACCACCACCCAAACCCAACCCCCCCCUUCUCUUUUCCCGUCGGCGUCCUGCGUCCAGCAAUCCAGCAAUCCCACUGUAGCAACCCGAUAAAAAGCUGCUUCAUCGCGGUUUGUCUUCAGUGCAGUUGAACUCCUCUACCCAUGAACUCG
Molecule: messenger RNA, 1015 nt
Organism: Parathielavia appendiculata
Lineage: Eukaryota; Fungi; Ascomycota; Sordariomycetes; Sordariales; Chaetomiaceae
Exons: 2
Coding region: 158-697 (179 amino acids)
Source: RefSeq, a predicted model, not a curated record